Messenger RNA from Alternaria metachromatica, 1287 nucleotides. RefSeq lists its product as uncharacterized. Gene Ontology annotation, biological process: regulation of transcription by RNA polymerase II. The transcript is spliced from 2 exons. The record is from RefSeq and is a predicted model, not a curated record. The coding region runs from base 1 to 1287 and encodes 428 amino acids. NCBI's taxonomy places the organism in Eukaryota, Fungi, Ascomycota, Dothideomycetes, Pleosporales, Pleosporaceae. Gene Ontology annotation, molecular function: protein dimerization activity; RNA polymerase II cis-regulatory region sequence-specific DNA binding; DNA-binding transcription factor activity, RNA polymerase II-specific.
AUGAACGACAAGGACCCGCCGCCGUUUGGCUACACCUUCACCAACGACUUCUUCGACGGCCCGCCCGCCACCUACGACCACAAUGGCCAGUCCAUCCUCAGCGACAUGGAGAACCAGCAGCUCGACAACUUCUUCUCCUCGACCAAUCCCUUUGACCUCGUCGACUCGCAAGCCCUGCCACCCGCCCUCGACACCAAGGCGAGCGCCCACGACUACAACAACUGGGAAGACUUCAUAGCCCCGCCCACCGUCCACCGCGUGACCAGCACUAUACCAGACCAGGCCCGUCUGCAGAACAACUUCCACCAAGACCAGCAAUACCCUUCGUCGCUCCACACAGAUUUCCUAGGCAAUACCCAGGAUGAGCUCCAGGCAGCCACGGCUCUCUUCAACCAGGCCCAGCCUUCAUACACGAACGGCCGCUCGCACAGCUUCCAUGAACUAUCUACCGCCUCCAACGGCUUCGAUGCGAGUAGGGCACCCGAUCUGAAUCUCAACACGCUGCCCAUGACAAUGCCCCAACAUGGCCUUAUACACGAACGCUUGGGAUCAUUAGUACCGAACCACAACGCCCAAGCCACCGACGCCCAGUAUGCCUCACAAUGGGCAGCGAGCCAGGCGCCACAACAACACCACUCCGAAUUUGGCCCACCGCUCCAGAAGCUCGACCUGAAGAGGUCGUAUACUUUCGGCACGGACAACUCUUUCAACAGCCCAUCCGGUUACUCAAUACCCAACGGUCAUCCAGACGCAGAGAGCGCAGCUAGGGCCUCAAUACAAGACAUUGAAGAAACUUCACACCACAUCCUACGAGCCGUAGCCGGCAUACAAGGCCCAAGUACCCCUACCACCUACACCCGCGGGCCACGAGACUCCGACGAGCAGUCCGAAGACGCCGAAUCCGACGACGAAGACGAAGACCGGCCAGCGAAGAAGCGGAAAAAGAGCCAGGUGCGAUAUAGCAAAGACACACCCAAGAAAGCCGCGCGCAAUGCCAAGGCUCGGAAAGCGUCUACGGUGGAGGACAGUACGAAGAAGAAGCGGGCGUCCACUGCGGCUCAGAAGGCACAUCGCGAGAAUCUCACUGAGGAGCAGAAGCGGAAUAAUCAUAUCUUGUCGGAGCAGAAGCGGAGGGAUUUGAUCAAGCAGGGGUACAAGGAUUUGAAUGAGGUUGUGCCUGCUGUAAGAGGUGGCGGGCUGAGUAAGAGUCAGGUUCUUGUUGAGGCGGCGGCGUUCUUGGAGAAGCUGAUUGAGGAGAAUGACAAGUAUCGGGUUUCGAUGGGGUGA